Knipowitschia caucasica is the source of this 2283-nucleotide messenger RNA. The record is from the annotation of a GenBank genome assembly. NCBI's taxonomy places the organism in Eukaryota, Metazoa, Chordata, Actinopteri, Gobiiformes, Gobiidae.
AUGGCUGCUGCUCUGCCCCGUGAGGACAGCCCACUGACCGGCCACCCGUCCAGGUCUGAUCGUAACGGACUGGGAGGAUUGGUGCAUUGUUUUAUCUGUGGCAGUGGAGUGUCACCUGGAAAGGAAUUGCAGUUACAAGUCAUUUAUCACAAAGAAAGGAGUCCCUUUUUCCCAUUUCUUCAAAACCAAGAACCAGCGCCGGGUGCGCGUGAGCUGAGCCCGGACGGACGCGCGCAGGUCUGUGCGGUCUGUCACUGCUUCCUCACGGAGCAAUGGAACUCCUUCGAGCGCAGCAGGACGCCCAUCGACAAACGAAUGUACUGGUUAAAGCGGCCAUACCAAUGUGACUCCCGGAGAGUACCGCAGGAGUGGAACAUGUCUUAUGAUGCCGAGAGAAGGAUCAGUGUGGGCAGCCAAAACUACGACGGAGGUGCAGAGUCGGACUUCUCAUCCUUUUCGGAAUCUGACCCAGAGAUGGAUUUAGUGGAAAAGGCUGGAAGGGACAAGUAUUAUAAACCCUCUGGAAAAUAUGUUCGCGAUAACAACAGAAACAAUAUAAUCAGUGUUAAAAAGAGCCCCGAGUCACAGAGGUGCUCCAUUGGUGUUUACGGGGCAUCUCCAAUAGGGGAGAAUGCACUCGCUGGAAGACAGGCUCCAAAGGGUAUAAAUAAUACAUCACAACAUUCUCCUGGUAAGUCCCAACUGAGACCUCCACAGGAGCAAUGCCAUCUUGACACUCGGGUCCCUGACGCACCUGUGCCGGACAACCGGGUCAUUGUACGCAACAGGCGAUGGCUGGAGGAGAGUCCUGUCAAACACGCAGAGCCUCGUCACACUCAGAGGAACUAUCCUUCAUCCAGGCAUGUGUCCCAGCUGUUGCAGGGAGAAAACAAAGAUUACACUGGAGCCGUCACCACUGGCACCAAAAGGAAAAACACGCCUGGCAGCUCUGAAGAGGACGAAAUUAACAUUACAAGUGAUGAUGAAGGGAUGUUUGAACGCAAAACUCUAAGUAGAUAUCAUAAACCAGCUGACAGAAUGGUCUCACCAAAAAAGUCCGCUCAGGGUCCAGAUGAGUAUGCAUGUUAUGUGUGUGGCGAAGACCUCAGACAUGACAACCACUUUAUAGUGAGUGUUCAAAAACAGGAAAGAGCUCAGAGUGAGCCCUUCUUCCCCUUUUUGUGGCUGCACACUCCACCACAGGGAGCUGUGCCCAUCAGUGCAGCAGGUACCACUCUGGUGUGCAGUCGCUGCCACUCCUCCCUCAUGCAGCAGUGGCAAAGCUUCCAGCUGGCUGAUGUGCCUGUGCUGCAGAGACUUUAUGUAGUUCCCCUUAACCCUGAUGCCACAUGUGACCCUCCUCAGGCCUGUAACCCAAUCAAACACACAGCUGAGCAUGAGGUGUGUUACCUUUGUGGUCAGGGAUGUGCUCUGGACUUGAGCUUGGUAUACACACAACCUGGAGUCGCAGGAAAAGAGCAUCAGCUUCAUGUCAACCCGCCCGGACGCUGCGGGGAAAGAGAGCCAUUCUUCCCGUUCCUCACAGUGCACCCUCCCGCUCCUCGCGCCAAACCCAUAGACUCCACUGGCCUGGUGUCUGCCUGUACCCUCUGCUAUCAUGACCUGCACGGACAGUGGGACAAAUAUGAGAGCAAAGGCUCUCAUUCUGUGUCCAACAUGUGCAGUGGCACCACCCCUCAGUUGCCCAGCUCCCCUUGGGCACGCCAGUACAGCUGUGAGGCCUUUGUGUGCUUCUUUUGCAGGCAGGAGCAGCGCAGACAGGGCAGGCUGUGUAUGGUGGUGAUGGCGAGACUGCCAGUGUUUCUGUACGCACCUCAGAGUGCACACAUGCUGCUGGUUGAUGAUGGGAGCAAGCUGGUCAUCGGGGCGUGUGUGGAGUGUAAGGCGAUGGUGCAGGUGGGACAGAGUACCCAGCAGGAGGAGAGACAUGGAGCUACUGGUGCAGAUAAGAACGAGAUACAAGUGCAGCCAGCAAACCCUCAGCCAAGGCACAAGGCCGUAACUGAACCCCCCUCUGGCCUCAGCCAAGAGCCUGAUCCUGGCGCAGGACCAUCAAAACCGGCUGCAGACCUCCCUUCUUCCCGCUCCAAACCCUUGACCUCAGAGACAGAGGCCAGUGAACGAUCAACUUCCACGGUGAGGCGGUGGGGCUGCAGAAGCACAGGGUCUGGUCUGGGUCUGGUCAGGCUCAGAGGGAUUGGCAGUGACGUGUGGUGCUGUAGCCGGGACUCCCCCUGCAGCCUGUGGCUCCACGCUGGCUAA